CGUUUCACCAGCUGUCGACGCCGCCACUGCCUCAUCAAAUGUUGUAUGCCGGCUCCCGUCACAACAGGAGUAGAUGCACCACGGACAGUCUGCGAUGCCACCUCCCAAAUCUCCCUCUGGGAGCCUGAGGGGGAUACAAGAUUCUGCAAUGGCGGCCAGCAUGCGAGGAAAUCCCCCCCACUACUUGAAACGAUCCUUCUCGACGCCCACGGUGGGUGGUGCGACCCCAUCGUCGUUCCUGGAAUCCCAGUCCCUGGCGCCACAGAUGGGCGAGAAGAAGAGGAACAAGCUGGGUUACCAUAGAACAUCCAUCGCCUGUGGCCAUUGCCGUCGACGCAAGAUACGCUGCAUCAUAUCUACCGAGGACCAAAAUCGAUGUGUCAACUGCAUACGACUCAAGAAGGAGUGUAGCUUCCAUCCGGUGGACCAGCAACAGCCGUACGAUCAGAAACAGCCGCCUCAAACGCCUGGGAGCUCCAGCACUGUGACGGCAUCUUCGUCGCCUGCUAUAUCCCGUGGCAGCUCCGUCGAUCAAGGACUGCAGCGUCAUCAUUAUCCUUCCAUGCCUGUCGCGUCGGUGCCCAGCAUGGGCAAUCCGGCGAUACAGACACCCCAGGGAGAGUUUUUUCCGCCAGACAUGGAAGUAUCGUCCAAUAACGUACCACCUGGGCCAUCGUAUGGUAUAGGGGAGUCGCCUUCAACGGGAUGGAUGACUACGGACACAAACAGCGACACCAUGGCGAAGCCUCGCGACCCGAAUGCGAUUUGGCGACCAUUUCCCACCGAGGUCCCGAUUCCCGUGGGUGGACCGCUGUCACCGUAUGCGAAUCCGUCGGCCUCCUCAACCACCUGGACAAACUCGAAUUAUGCCACUGGAAGCGAUAUAACAUGGAACAGUAACAGCAUGCCGCCGCCUCCCCGAUCCAUGUCGUUCAGCGGUGAGAUGCUGGGAAGUCAAGGCACGCCGCAUUACUAUCCAGUGCCGCACCAAAAUCAAAUCUAUGACAGACAAUCGCAACAAUUCACGCCAAUCUACGGAGGUGUGCCUGUUGGUGGAACGGACGAGGGCAUAGAGCAUGCCAUUGACCCUGCAAUAAUGGGCGGCAGUGUUCAGUCUUCCACACCGAUAGCAUGGCAGCAGCAGCAGCAGCAACAACAACAUCAGCAACAACAACAGGCACGGACGCAGACGCAGCAGCCACAACCGCAGCUCAUGUCACAGCAGAUACCGGACACACAAGGAGGUGCUUAUCGCCCUUGGGGAGAAUACGGCGAGGGCGACAGAUCACACAUGUAA
This is a messenger RNA of Trichoderma reesei QM6a, 1297 nucleotides long. RefSeq lists its product as uncharacterized. The record is from RefSeq and is a predicted model, not a curated record. Bases 74 to 1297 code for a protein of 407 amino acids. The transcript has 3 exons. Lineage: Eukaryota; Fungi; Ascomycota; Sordariomycetes; Hypocreales; Hypocreaceae. Gene Ontology annotation, biological process: regulation of DNA-templated transcription. Gene Ontology annotation, molecular function: zinc ion binding; DNA-binding transcription factor activity, RNA polymerase II-specific.